AUGCGCGUAUUUAAGGCCCUCCGCAGGUCCAUCAAAGGGGAGAAGGACCAAAAGGCCCCUCACAUCUCCAUAGCUCCAAAAUCUGCUGUUGCGAUUGUUCCUCCGAAAAAGGUUAUUCGAGCGCUUUAUGAUUACGAGGCGCAAUCAACUCAGGAACUGAGCUUCUCUCGAGGCGACUUUUUCCAUGUCAUAGGGCGAGAGAACGACCCGGACUGGUACGAAGCAUGCAACCCCGCGCUCCCAGACGCUCGGGGUCUGGUUCCCGUUGCUUUCUUCCAGGCUCUAGGCCGCACCGAGAGAGACAGCGCACAGUCCGAUACAAGCCAGCCACGAACCACUCCGACGACAAAGAACCCCGAUCAUGACUCUGGUUAUGCGGAGACGUCAACACCGUCGGCCGGUGCGAUGCCAACUCCCGCGAUGAGCCAACGCAACUCCAAGUCGGGAGGCAAGUCAGGUGCAAUGGUGUACGGAAUCGUGAUGUAUGACUUCCAAGCGGAGAGGGCGGACGAAUUGGAAGCCAAAGCUGGCGAGGCCAUAAUCGUCAUCGCGCAAUCGAACCCCGAAUGGUUUGUGGCCAAGCCUAUUGGAAGACUAGGCGGUCCGGGCUUGAUACCAGUCUCAUUUGUUGAGAUUCGAGACAUGGCAACGAACACUCCCGUCCCCAAUCCCCAAGACUCCAUACGCAGGGCAGGGAUUCCGAAGGUAGAGGAGUGGAAGAAAAUGGCCGCAGAAUACAAGAACAGCAGCAUCACUCUUGGCAAGUUUGAAGCAGGCGGAGCACCGCAACAGUCGAUGGAGCAAGGAAUGGAACGCAUGAGCUUGCAACAGGGCGGUGGUCGUACGAGCCAAAUGAACGGAGCGAAUUAUCCAUCUGGCUACAACUCACAGAGAAACACCCAGAGCCAGAGCCAGAUCCAACAAAAUCCGUAUGCAGCCAGGUCUAACUCGCAAUUAUUCGCCCCAAUUUCCGCACGCAUACCCCGUUACUGCUUUGCUGAGGACAAGUAUUGGUUUGUUAUCGAGGCUUCUCUUGAAGAUGGACGGCAUUGGGAGCUAUCGAGAUAUUACGAGGACUUCUACGACUUCCAAAUCGCCCUCCUCACAGAGUUUCCAGCUGAAGCCGGCAACACAGGCACACAAAAGCGAACGCUGCCGUAUAUGCCUGGUCCCGUUAACUACGUUACCGACGCUAUCACGGAAGGAAGGCUUCACAAUCUGGACGCUUACGUGAAGAACCUUCUAGCACAGCCCGAGUACAUUUCGAAGUGCAAUCUGGUCAAGCAGUUCUUCGCUCCUAGGGAGGGUGAUUACGAGAUUGACGCCAACACUGCCGGCGAGGAGUAUAGACUCUCAAAUGGUUCACAGCCGUCAUCGACAGACUCGCCAAGAGACGGCGCCUCCCGUCAGUCAUCUAGAAAUAACCUGAACGGCAAUGGCUAUUCAGGUCUCUCAGCGGCACCAGCUCAAAGAGGUCCUAACGGCCAGCCUCCCAUGAACCGCCAGGCCUCAUCUCUUUCUCAACCUUCACAAACAUCACUCUCACCUGGUCUAAACCAGCAAACGGCAGCGAUGAAGGUCAAGCUGAGCUUCAACGGGGAUCUGAUCGCUAUUCGCGUACCAAACGAUAUCCAGUUCCGAGACCUGUACGAGAAGAUACGAGAGCGUCUGAAGAUUCCGGCCGGCGAGCAGAUCCAGCUUUUCUACAAAGAUGAGGCCACCGGCGACCGGCCGUCAAUGAUUAGCAACAAUGACCUGGACUUAGCUUUGCAACGGAAUGAGAAGCUACUGCUCUAUGUUGAGCAGGUGUGA
Messenger RNA from Phaeoacremonium minimum UCRPA7, 1812 nucleotides. Its product is annotated as putative scd2 ral3 protein. NCBI's taxonomy places the organism in Eukaryota, Fungi, Ascomycota, Sordariomycetes, Togniniales, Togniniaceae. Gene Ontology annotation, molecular function: phosphatidylinositol binding; protein binding. The record is from RefSeq and is a predicted model, not a curated record. The transcript is spliced from 3 exons. The coding region runs from base 1 to 1812 and encodes 603 amino acids.